AUGCAGCCGGCAAUGAUGAUGUUUUCCAGUAAAUACUGGGCAAAGAGAGGGUUUUCUCUGGAUUCAGCGGUGCCCGAAGACCACCAGCUCCUGGGCAGCUUAACAUUAAAUAGAGCUAACUCUGGCAAAAAUGAUGAUAAAAAAGGCGGCAAUGGGGACAGCAAAAGUGAAGCCAGUCCUGAAAGCGGCAAGACGGCUGUCGUCUUCUCACUGAAAAAUGAAGUUGGCGGAUUGGUAAAAGUGCUGAACCUCUUCCAGGAGAAACACGUCAACAUGCUUCAUAUCGAGUCCAGGAAAUCCCGGCGGAGGAGCUCGGAGGUUGAAAUCUUCGUGGACUGCGAGUGUGGGCAAACCGAAUUCAGUGAGCUCGUUCAGUUGCUGAAAUCUCAAAGCACCGUCGUGAUGCCGAAUCCGCCGGCGAGCAUUUGGGCAGAGGGAGAAGAACUAGACGACGUGCCCUGGUUCCCCCGGAAGAUCUCCGAGCUGGACAGGUGCUCUCACAGGGUUCUCAUGUACGGAUCCGAGCUCGACGCCGACCACCCUGGAUUCAAGGACGACGUCUACCGGCAGAGAAGGAAGUACUUCGUGGACGUGGCCAUGGGCUACAAGUACGGGCAGCCCAUCCCCAGGGUGCAGUACACGGCGGAGGAGACGCGCACCUGGGGCGUGGUGUUCCGGGAGCUGUGCAAGCUCUACCCCACGCACGCCUGCCGCGAGCACCUGGACAACCUGCCGCUGCUGACCCAGCACUGCGGCUACCGCGAGGACAACGUGCCGCAGCUGCAGGACGUGUCGGCCUUCCUCAGAGAAAGAUCAGGCUUCACGGUGAGGCCCGUGGCUGGCUACCUGAGUCCGCGAGACUUUCUGGCAGGACUGGCCUAUAGAGUCUUCCACUGCACCCAGUACGUCCGGCAUGGCUCGGACCCCCUCUACACGCCGGAACCAGACACGUGUCACGAACUCCUGGGACACGUCCCACUACUUGCAGAUCCGAAGUUUGCUCAGUUUUCACAAGAAAUAGGCCUGGCAUCUCUGGGAGCAUCAGAUGAAGAUGUUCAGAAACUGGCCACCUGCUAUUUCUUCACAAUCGAAUUUGGCCUUUGCAAGCAAGAAGGGCAACUGCGGGCCUAUGGGGCAGGACUACUUUCCUCCAUUGGAGAAUUAAAGCAUGCUCUCUCCGACAAGGCGUGUGUGAAGGCCUUUGACCCAAAGACAACUUGUCUACAGGAGUGCCUCAUCACCACCUUCCAGGACGCCUACUUCGUUUCGGAAAGUUUUGAAGAAGCCAAAGAAAAGAUGAGGGACUUUGCAAAGUCCAUUACUCGCCCCUUCUCCGUGCACUUCAAUCCCUACACGCAGAGCAUUGAGAUCCUGAAAGACACCAGGAGUAUCGAAAACGUGGUGCAGGACCUUCGUGGGGACCUGAACACGGUGUGUGACGCCCUGAACAAAAUGAACCAGUAUCUGGGGAUUUGA
Molecule: messenger RNA, 1476 nt
Organism: Canis lupus familiaris (dog)
Lineage: Eukaryota; Metazoa; Chordata; Mammalia; Carnivora; Canidae
Gene: TPH2
Product: tryptophan hydroxylase 2
Exons: 11
Coding region: 1-1476 (491 amino acids)
Biological process (GO): aromatic amino acid metabolic process; serotonin biosynthetic process
Cellular component (GO): neuron projection
Molecular function (GO): tryptophan 5-monooxygenase activity; iron ion binding
Source: RefSeq, marked provisional